GCAGUAGCUACACUACAGUCGCGAAACCGUGGCGGGAGAGAUCGCAAACAGGUGUCUUUUCGCAUGGUUGUUUGCGCAUCGAUCUCCCUAAUAGCUGAGGCCGUACAACGCAGCGUGGUAUUGUAAUGACUGCCUUGGCAACCACUGCCGCCAUCCCAAACUGCAAUACCACAGCCUCAACCAUGCGCACCACGCGUGCCUGCGCGCGUGGUGCGACCAAGUACACCCUCAACCAGGAGCAGGCAUUACUUGAGCCACAAGCCAAUGAUCAAGUCCGAACCACAAUGUCUUUGCUAGCAGACACACAUCCGUCCACUGCUCGUUAGAGCAGCAGGCACCGGAGUCAGGCCGCUUACAAUGCGGAGCGCCUUUCGUCAUUGCGAAACCGUUGACAUGAACUUCUUUUCGUGGAGACCGAGC
Baudoinia panamericana UAMH 10762 is the source of this 420-nucleotide messenger RNA. RefSeq lists its product as uncharacterized. The transcript is spliced from 2 exons. The coding region runs from base 126 to 326 and encodes 66 amino acids. Lineage: Eukaryota; Fungi; Ascomycota; Dothideomycetes; Mycosphaerellales; Teratosphaeriaceae. The record is from RefSeq and is a predicted model, not a curated record.